AUGGCCUUGCCCCAGCCACGACGACUAUACACGCCUUCCGGCCUUGAGCUGCCAGGUCAGCUCCGUACAGAACGUCGCAAGUCAAUCCCAGUACCACUCAACUUCACCACGAUGGAGGAUGCUAUAGCACGCUGGGAGCAGGCCCUGCAGGCGACGACCAGUAACCGCCAGCGGGUUCGAGAGGCAUUACGCGUGGCGGUGAAUGUACAUGCGAAGAUCUGCGAGGAGAUUGGCCCCCUAGCACGGAGAGAGAGGGUGAUGAUGAAGUUGCGAAUGAAAAAGGACGCCGACAGACCGCUCCACAUCCUUCACCUCGAAGUCGCCAGGAAGGACCUAUCCCGCCUCACCACCGAACAACACCUCGUCGAAACCCAAGUCAGCGCCGUAAUCCGAGGCUUCUACGCCUUCACCACCAAAAGCUUCUCCCACUUCGACCGUCAAGACACAACCGCCCUCGACCCCCAAACACGCCUGGAAUACGACCUCGACCUGGCGCGGCUGAGGCUGAAUAUUACGAAUAUCCUGUGUACCUACGACUUCAGCGAGCGGACUUAUACAGGCGAUAGCGCGAGGCUGAUGGGUUGCAUUUGGGAGGCUGAGAGGGGUGUUAGUAAGAGGUCUAAGUUCGCGUAUGAAGCGCAGAAGGCUGUGCAGCACGCGGAGACGGAGCUGGCGGCUGCGGAGGGGCGAUAUAUCAAAGCCUUUGACGUGCAACGCGAUGCGGUCGAGAACCUCGCGGGAGCUAUGAGUGCAGCGAAUGCAGGGCGGAAGGCUCAGCUCACGCACCUGCACGCCGAAGCAGUGCGGCGCUGGGUCGCGCUCUGUAAGAGCCUUUUCACCGAUUACCCCAACCUGGAAACAUUCCCAAAGCCACCACCCUACCACACCUGCCAGAGCAGAACCUGCGAGGCUCAGAAGACGCACAGGGCGUUGGGGUGUGAGAGCGGCGGUGGAGAUGUUGGGGAGGGAUGA
Fulvia fulva is the source of this 972-nucleotide messenger RNA. RefSeq lists its product as uncharacterized. The transcript has 2 exons. Lineage: Eukaryota; Fungi; Ascomycota; Dothideomycetes; Mycosphaerellales; Mycosphaerellaceae. The record is from RefSeq and is a predicted model, not a curated record. The coding region runs from base 1 to 972 and encodes 323 amino acids.